AUGGAGCCGGGUGCCUGGGGCACCAACUCAGCCAACCCCGGCUUCCCACCGCUGGGUUACACCUUUGUCUCGCCGCACGGCAUGGCCACGGCGCAGCCUAACUCCCACUCGCUCCUGCACAACGCCGGGCUCAACCUGCGUGAGACCCCGGCCACCCUGCGGCCCUUCUUGUUUGGGCCCCGGGGGGAAGGUGUGGACCCCCAGCUGUACGUCACCAUCACCAUCUCCAUCAUCAUUGUCCUGGUCGCCACCGGGAUCAUAUUCAAGUUCUGCUGGGACCGUAACCAGAAACGCCGGCGUCACUCGGGGCAGCAGAGCGGUGGGAGGCAGCAGGAGAGCCAGCAGCCCCUCACGGACCUCUCCCCCACCACCGUCAGCAUCCUGGGGCCCUACGGUGACUCCCUGGCCCCCACGCCCGAGGCAGAGGAGUCCAGGCAAGGCCAGGAGGGUGUGGAGAAACUGGGGGGCUCUGGGAAGAGCACGGCCUUCCAGCUCAACCGGUGA
Molecule: messenger RNA, 504 nt
Organism: Charadrius vociferus (killdeer)
Lineage: Eukaryota; Metazoa; Chordata; Aves; Charadriiformes; Charadriidae
Gene: PIANP
Product: PILR alpha associated neural protein
Exons: 4
Coding region: 1-504 (167 amino acids)
Biological process (GO): regulation of immune response
Cellular component (GO): membrane
Source: RefSeq, a predicted model, not a curated record